Molecule: messenger RNA, 1352 nt
Organism: Camelina sativa (false flax)
Lineage: Eukaryota; Viridiplantae; Streptophyta; Magnoliopsida; Brassicales; Brassicaceae
Product: protein C2-DOMAIN ABA-RELATED 11-like
Source: RefSeq, a predicted model, not a curated record
ACUGGUGGUGCGCGCAUGUUGUUAUUGCUCUCGUUGAAAUUUGGUAUAAUCCCUAUAGCUGUCCCAGUGUGUGUCCGGGAUUUUGACAUUGAUGGUGAGCUUUGGGUCAAACUAAGAUUGAUACCAACACAGCCUUGGGUGGGAGCUGUAUCAUGUUCGUUUGUAUCACUUCCAAAGGUCACAUUUCAACUUGCAGCAUUCAGAUUGUUUAAUCUAAUGGGAAUCCCUGUUCUAUCAAUGUUCUUGACCAAACUGCUGACAGAGGAUUUGCCUCGAUUAUUUGUCCGACCAAAGAAAAUAGUCUUGGAUUUUCAGAAAGGAAAAGCUGUUGGACCUCUUUCAAAUGAUCUUAAAUCAGGAGAAAUGGAGGAAGGCAAUAAGGAUUUUGUUGGGGAACUAUCUGUUACACUUGUAGAUGCUCAGAAGCUUCGAUAUAUGUUCUCUGGUAAAACAGAUCCAUAUGCAAUUCUCAGAUUAGGGGAUCAAGUUAUCCGUAGUAAAAGGAACAGUCAAACUACUGUCACUGGGGCUCCUGGUCGACCAAUCUGGAAUCAGGACUUUCAAUUCCUAGUUUCAAAUCCUAAAGAGCAAGUAUUACAAAUUGAGGUCAAUGACCGUCUUGGCUUUGCUGAUAUGGCUAUUGGUACUGGAGAGGUUGAUCUCAGUUUACUGCAAGAUACAGUUCCUACAGACAGAAUAGUGGUUUUGCGUGGCGGUUGGAGUUUGUUUGGAAAGGGAUCUGCCGGUGAGAUACUGGUACGGCUUACAUACAAAUCAUAUGUGGAGGAGGAAGAAGAAGACAGGGCCAUUGUCAAACCCAUUGAUGCAAAUGCUGAUGAUGAUGAAAUGCCAUAUUCAGAAGAACUUGGUUCAUUUGUGCGGAAAGAACGUGUUGAUCAAGAGUCAUUUAUGUUGGAUAUGGGUUUCACCCAGCCUUAACAGGCUUUCCUGCAGGCGCAUUAUCGAAACAGUCAACCCAAAAACCCAAGAAGGCAAACCGGCUAAAUCCUACUUGUCGGGCCGAUCAAGCUCCUAGAAGGCCCAAUUAAGACGGACAGCCCAAUAAAUGACGGCCCGGAUAAGAACGAUCGCCGACUUUACUUGAGGACAAUCCCACAUCGAUCCCGAGGCAGAGAGGUGAAACGUCCCAUCAGCUAUAAAUACCAGGGGAUCAGCUUGCAGAGAAGGGCAAGUAACAUCGGGCAAGAGUCAGGAGUAAAUCCGAUUCUAAGCUAUAGUUCAGUUAGUCAUUUUGAGAAGCACAAUUCUCUGUAAUUAGCCACCCGGCUUAUAACGGUUAUAUUGUAAUUCGACGAUCUUUGACUAUCUUAAUAAAAGUCCUUUGUUUCACC